UAUAAGAACUGAUAUGAUUAAACUUCAGGAACAAGUGAUUAGUUUACGGGAUCUUGCAAAAAAUCAUGAACGUACAAUUGCACAAAAGAAUAAGGUUAUUAGUGAUUUAACUGAUGAAAUAAAAAGAAUGAAACAUACUAUGCAACUCAAUUUAAAGGUAGAGAAUACUAAAAGAAAAGUAGAUAUUGAGAUACUAGCAACGUGAUUUCUUGAACUACUUGCGUAUCGGUUCUAGCUCACUAAGUUUUGCCUCAGUGAAUGGAGGAGAAAAAUCAACAAGAUGAUUAUUAUCGAAAUAAAAAUUAAAAAAACCAUUCAAAGUUAAAGAUGACUGAAGAGCACUAUUAAUCACGAAACGAUUAAAUACUUACUAUACACUAGAUUUUGAUGUUUAUUAAAAGUCACCAUAUUCAUUUUCUAAACCUUAUAUUACCAGUUUCAUUAAAUGCAAUUCGAUGGAUUUCUCAGCAUUAUCAAUCUGCUUUUCAGUAACCAAACUUAUUUUAGCAAUUACAUCACCAUUAAUGAAAUAUACUACUGAACAACCUGAGUAGUUAGAAAUAUACUCAGACUGAUCUGCAGAUUUCAUCAACUAGAUGAAAGUGAUCCAAGCACCCGACGGCUA
Molecule: messenger RNA, 625 nt
Organism: Heterobilharzia americana
Lineage: Eukaryota; Metazoa; Platyhelminthes; Trematoda; Strigeidida; Schistosomatidae
Source: the annotation of a GenBank genome assembly